AUGGAAGCGAAGAAGGUUUUGUCACUAUACCCGAAUGUGAUGCAAUGGAAUGAUUCAGCUGGCCAAGAGGCCUUUAACAAUGCCAAGCACCGGUUUUGGGCAACUAUCAAUGGCCUCCCGUUCGAUAUAGAUCUCCCUGAUCCAGACACAUACAUAAAUGAAAUAGACUGGAACUGUACUGUUGAUCAGGACCUGCUAGCAGAUUUAGAUCGAGCACUACUACAUUCUGAUGAUGACGAUGAGAAAGAGGAGAAGUCUGUGCUUAUUGGUGAUUCUGUCUUCUUCUUAAAUCAACUAGUUCCAUGCUCCGGAUGGGGUGAUGAUGCAGAGGAAGAUCUAGCCAGAAUUGAGGACAAUACUGCUGACAAUCCUUGGGAGUGUGAAUGUGCUGCUUGGAGGAAUUUGUUAGAUAAUAAUACCACAUGGGGAGACACCAGAGGUAGCUCAUUGUUGAAGAAGAAGAAGAAGAAGAAUACCAAUAACUGGGAGAAUCCAAAACCCAACGGGAUUAAUGCAAGUUGGGGAAACAUUUCCAGGUAUUCAUGCGGGCCAAUUAGUCAUCAUGGAUCCAGGGAAGCAGGCCAAUUAGUCAUUGUGGAUCCAGGGAAGCAGGCAAUCUGUGGAGUUGGGAGAAUACCAAUAACUGGGAGAAUCCAAAACCCAGCAGGAUAA
This is a messenger RNA of Telopea speciosissima, 672 nucleotides long. RefSeq lists its product as uncharacterized. NCBI's taxonomy places the organism in Eukaryota, Viridiplantae, Streptophyta, Magnoliopsida, Proteales, Proteaceae. The record is from RefSeq and is a predicted model, not a curated record. Bases 1 to 672 code for a protein of 223 amino acids. The transcript is spliced from 2 exons.